UUGGAAUGACUAAAUAGUGCUUACGAUGUACCUGUUGAGGUAGUAUCGCGGUAGUACUGGUGAUAGUAACUGCUCGAUUAAGUAGUGGUGAAUGCAAUGUUUAUAAAAAUUGUAAAAUAAUAGUGUGUGGUGUGUGUGAUAUUUCAAAAGUUUUUUCGAAGACGUGUUGGAUAUAUAACGUGAUUUUCCUGAUGAUUACGACAAUGGGAUAAACCUACCUGGAGAAAAGAAUAAGAAAUAUUUUCGAUCAAAAUACUUUUUACAUUCAAGUUGCUCCUCUAACAAGAUUCAUCCCAAGUAUAGAGCAAUGGCAAUCAUCAAUAUCAAGAGUUUCCUGCCAACAAGAGCCAUAAUAUGGAUUAUGUUAUUUACUUGUACGUUUUUCCUCUAUAUGAUAAGAAUUAAUCUGUCAAUAAUAAUUCUGGCAAUGGUAGAACCAAAGAAAGGAAAUAUCACCGUUACUGCUGAAUGUUUGAGAGAAGUGACUCCAGCAAAUAUCAGUGAUCAUGUUAUAAUAAAGUCGAAAGUUUCAAAUUAUGGUGAACAAUACAAAUGGGAUAGUAAUCUCCAAGGACUGAUAUUAGGGUCUUACUUUUGGGGAUUUUUCCUCACUGGAAUACCAGGAGGAAUUCUGGCAGGAAGAUUUGGACCAACCAGAUGUAUUACCAUAUCUUUCAUUGUCAGUGGAGUUCUUACAUUGGUAGGACCUUGGGCUGCUGCAAUACAUCCAGUUGUAUUGAUAAUAUCCAGAUUUCUAAUUGGGGCAGUCGGGGGAGUGGUGUUUCCCAGUCUCCAUUUUCUUGUUUCGAGAUGGGCACCUCCGGACGAAAAAGGAAAAUUUAUCGGAGCUCUUCUAGGUGGGUCUUUAGGUACUAUGAUUACCUGGCCAAUGCUCGGAGCCAUUAUAGAAUCGUUUGGUUGGACAUGGGCAUUUCUUAGCUGUGGAAUAUUUGUGAUAUGUUGGACUGUGUUGUGGUUCUAUCUAGUUGCUGAUUCUCCGGAAGUUCAUCCAAGGAUUUCAGAAGAAGAGAAGGCAUACAUCACUGAUAGUUUAUCUGGAAAUAUUGCUAAAGAAAAAAGACAACCACCAUACAAAAAAAUGGCUUGUUCUGUCCCAUUUUGGACUCUCAUCAUCCUGCACUUUGGCAAUUUAUGGGGACUGUUUUUCCUCAUGACAGCUGGUCCCAAUUUCCUGUCAUCUGUUCUGGGUUUCACACUAGGACAUACUGGAUUUUUGGCCGCCUUGCCGUAUUUUGCGAGACUUAUUUUUGGUUUCCUAUUUGGACAAUUAGGUGAUCUCAUCAUAAGGAAAUCUUGGAUGAAUAAAACUAUGAUAAGAAAAAGUUUUGUGUUGUUUUCUCAUAUUUUACCUGGGGUACUAUUGUUUGUACAAACACUAACAGGCUGUGACGUAACAUGGGCAAUAGUAUUAAUAACAUUGUCGCUUGGAUCGAAUGGAGCUUCAACUCUGACAAAUUUACAAAAUUCUCAGGAUCUGGCUCCAAAUUUCGCUGGUAUCAUAUAUGGUAUUGCAAAUUGCAUUGGAAGCACAACAGGAUUCAUAUCCCCUGCAAUUGUUGGAUAUUUGACAGAAAAACAUAAUGGUCUCAACGAGUGGCACACUAUAUUUUACAUAGGAUCCUCGGUUUACAUUGGGUGUGGAAUAAUAUUCUGUAUUUUUGGAAGUGGUGAUGUUCAGCCAUGGAACGACAUCGUCUCUACAGAGAAGAAAGAAGUAGAUGGAAUCGAGAAUAUAGCGUUUGACAGUUUUGAAACGAAGAAAGAUAUGGAAGUAUCAAACAAAGUUUAAUCUCAUUAUAUCUAUUCAAUUAAAAAAUGAAAGCACUGAAUAAUUAUAUAUAUCUUCUCC
This is a messenger RNA of Leptinotarsa decemlineata (Colorado potato beetle), 1870 nucleotides long. Its product is annotated as sialin. The record is from RefSeq and is a predicted model, not a curated record. Gene Ontology annotation, biological process: transmembrane transport; monoatomic anion transport. Gene Ontology annotation, molecular function: transmembrane transporter activity. Lineage: Eukaryota; Metazoa; Arthropoda; Insecta; Coleoptera; Chrysomelidae. Gene Ontology annotation, cellular component: membrane.